This is a messenger RNA of Diplodia corticola, 1776 nucleotides long. RefSeq names its product major facilitator superfamily transporter. The transcript is spliced from 4 exons. The record is from RefSeq and is a predicted model, not a curated record. Lineage: Eukaryota; Fungi; Ascomycota; Dothideomycetes; Botryosphaeriales; Botryosphaeriaceae. Gene Ontology annotation, cellular component: fungal-type vacuole membrane. The coding region runs from base 1 to 1776 and encodes 591 amino acids.
AUGGCUAUGAUACAGCGCGUCUCGUCAAUGGACGCCAUACAUACCUGGAGAAGCCGGUCUGUCUCGCCCUCUGGCAGUGAGCGCCGCAAGCUCAGUUUCAAUCCAGUCCAAGCAGGCGCAUGGGGCCCCGCUGCCCAGGAGGAGCUGCUUCCUGCCUUUGAGGUGUCCAAGGCUAAGCGCAUAUUCCAGGUUUUCGCCGCCGUCGUUUAUUGUUUGCUGGCCGCCGGUAUUGUCUUUGGCUAUGCUGCAAUCAAGCCAGUCUUGAUCGCCCAGGGUGUAUACAGAGAUCGCUGUACCGAUCUUGAACUGGAAAACGGUGCGAGGGUGUGCUAUGAACAGGAGCUGAGGCUCAACUUUAUGUUCACUGUGGCCGCUGUCUCGACCAACGUCUGCGCUCUUCCCGUCGGCACUGUCCUCGACCGCUUCGGCCCCCGCGUCAGCGGUCUGAUCGGAGUCGUUUUUCUAACGCUCGGCGCUCUUUUCUUCGCCUUUGCUGGAGACCUUUCCUUCGAUGGAUAUAUUCCCGGAUAUCUUUUCAUGGCCUUGGGCGGCCCGUUUGUCUUUAUCUCUUCAUUCCAGCUCAGCAACACCUUCCCCCGCUACUCGGGCCUCAUUCUGGCCUUGCUCACAGGCGCCUUCGACACCUCGUCGGCCCUCUUUCUUUUCUACAGGCUGCUGUACCAGGCCACUGGUGGCGACCUCACCCUCAAAAAGUUCUUCCUGGUUUACCUGGCCGUGCCUGUAUAUAUCUUUAUUGUACAGAUGACCCUCAUGCCCAGCAAGUCUUAUGAGACCGUGGGAGAACUUGCCAGCCGCGCCGAAGAUGCAGCGACUGACUACCAUGACUCGGACGAAGAUAUCCAGGAGGAAUCCAUCAUUCAACGGCUGCGCAACGAUCGACGCGCUCGCCGGGAGAGCCUUGCCAGCGAGAUCACCGCGCUGUUGGAUGGAAAGGACGCCACAGCGCGGGCCGAAGAGCAAGAGAAGAAGAAAGAAAACAGCGGUGUUUGGGGAGCGCUCCACGGAAAGACGGCCGCGCAGCAAAUCCUGACUCCUUGGUUCAUUCUCAUCACGCUCUUUACCGUCGUCCAGAUGACCCGCAUCAACUACUUUGUCGCAACCAUUCGAUCGCAGUACGAGUAUCUGUUAGGAGACUAUCACGCAGCCGUGAAGGUCAAUUCUUUCUUCGAUGUCGCAUUACCCCUUGGUGGUGUCAUCAGCGUCCCCUUCAUCGGACUUGUGCUCGACAACACCAGCACACCUUUCGUGCUAGCCCUCCUAGUGGCCUUCGCAACCACCACUGGUAUUCUCGGAGUGAUCCCUCAACUAUGGGCGGCAUACGCCAACAUCUGUCUCUUCGUGGUGUAUCGCCCGUUUUAUUACACCGCAGUCUCAGACUAUGCCGCCAAAGUGUUUGGCUUCGCCACCUUUGGAAAAGUGUAUGGUUUGAUCAUUUGCCUGGCCGGCCUCCUGAAUUUCCUCCAGUCCGGUCUUGAUGCACUGACCCACCGCGUCUUCCACAACAACCCGGUUCCCGUGAACAUUAUCCUGCUGGGGGUUGCAUUCUUUAUUGGCCUCGCUCUUGUAACAUUUGUCACCUGGAAAAGCAGGUUGAUAAACCGCGAGCGUGUCGAGGAGGACGCCGAAGACGCACGAGAGGUCCUUAUGCCCGGCGCUGAAAUGGGCUUCGAGAGCAUGGAUCAUGCAAAUGGUAUCCAUGAUGGGGAUGGAGGAAGCCCUCGUCAAGGUAGAGCCCACUAUGGAACCUUGGACUGA